Dentiscutata erythropus is the source of this 2385-nucleotide messenger RNA. NCBI's taxonomy places the organism in Eukaryota, Fungi, Glomeromycota, Glomeromycetes, Diversisporales, Gigasporaceae. The record is from the annotation of a GenBank genome assembly.
AUGGAGCGAAACGAAGAAGAGCUACCUGUAGCUACGAGUACUUCUCCUCGCACCAGGCAAUCAUAUAACUCUGGUCGUUCAGUAAACAUGUUACUAGGUCUCUCCUCUACAAAGAGUCCAAACUUUGGUUUUGGUCCCCGUUCUCAUUUUAGUUCUACAAGUAAUUUAGAUAAUCAACAACCAUCAUAUACUGCUUCCCCUUCAAGGAUUCGUAAUCAAACACUUGCUCUCGGUGAUGCUGGUCGAAGGAAGGAUUCUCCUCCCGGCGAAUUAUCCGCUGCUGGUCAAAGCAAUUUAUCAUUACUUCUUCAAACAACCCCCCCUUCACCACCUCAACCAAUAUCCCAUCAAACUAAUGCUGCUGAUGAGGCCCAAGAUCCUGUUCCUCCACCACAAAUAAGCGUUACUGCUGCUCCUGAUGAUUCUCAAAAUUUCGAAUCUUCUGAUCCUAGAAAUGAAUCCAGACCAUUAAUUAGCAAUCCUACUAAUUAUGUUUAUAAUUAUGGAAAUUUAAUUCCUCCUGAUGACUUUAUGAAUAUUGAAGAUCGUUCUUUUGUUGAAAAAGUUUAUGAUUGGUUACCUUGCACUGGAUAUAAUGAUAGGCGUGAACGAUUAAGGCCAAACUUUAGAUUUACCCCGGAAAAUAUUUUCCGCCAGGUAAUUCUUAAUCCUAUCUCUUAUAUACCUGCUAUAAUUCUUGGACUUUUGUUGAAUCUGCUAGAUGCUAUAUCCUAUGGCUUGAUCACCUUCCCACUAAGUAAUCCAAUAUUUCAAAAUUUUGGUCCUGAUGGGAUUUCAAUGUUUUUUGUUAGUUGCAUUGUAUCUCAGGUUGUGUAUUCUGGAGGUGGAAGCAUUUUUGGAGGUGUCGUGCCAUUCUUGCAUCUAAUGGCUGGUAUUAUUAUAAGGACUGUCAAUGAAAGUGGACGAGAAGACCAAACCGGUUACAUUGUUGCUACUACAAUGCUUUCCUUUGCGUUAAGUUCUGUUUUGACUGGUGCCGUGUUUCUGUUAAUGGGUGCUUUAAAACUUGGUUCUUUGAUUGAAUUUUUUCCUAGACACAUUUUAGUUGGAUGCAUUGGUGGUGUUGGAUGGUUUCUUUUCGCAACUGGUAUUGAGGUUUCCGUGGGCUUUGAAUUAGAAUUUUCUUUUGACAUUCUUUACAGACUUUUCCUCGAAGGUCACAACUUUGCUUUAUGGGGUUCAGCAUUAGGCUUGGCUAUAAUUUUGAGAAUAAUUCAUUCCAAAGUUCAUCAUAGUCUUGUUGUUCCAAUUUAUUUUAUGAUUGUUCCUCUUCUUUUCUAUCUCAUUAUUUUUGUAUUCGGUUUCUCAUGGGCGCAUUUAAGAAAAGAACAUUGGGUUUUUGAACUACCAGAAGGUGAUGCUCCCUGGUAUGAUUAUGUUACCAAAUUUGAUUUUACCAAAAUAGACUUUGGUGCAUUGAUUCAAACUGUUCCUGCAAUGUUUGCUCUUACAUUUUUUGGAAUUUUACAUGUACCGAUAAAUGUUCCAGCUUUGGGUGUAUCACUUAAUGAAGAUAACGUGAAUACUGAUCGUGAGUUAAUCGCCCAUGGUAUAUCAAACAUUGCAUCCGGUUUAUGUGGCAGUGUUCAAAAUUAUUUGGUAUAUACCAAUUCUGUAUUAUUUAUUAAAUCUGGUGGUGAUAGUCGCGUUGCUGGAUUAAUGCUUGCUGCUGGAACUGCUGUUAUUCUUUUUAUGGGCCCUUGGAUUGUUGGUUACAUUCCAAUAAUGGUAGUUGGUGCUCUCAUUUUUCAUCUUGGUUUAGAUUUAUUAAAGGAGGCUUUACUCGAUACAUGGGGAAUUGUUAAUCGUAUGGAAUAUUUCACUAUUGUUGCCAUUGUUAUUUCCAUGGGUACUCUUGGUUUUAUUGAAGGAAUUUUCUUGGGAAUCAUUAUGGCUUGCAUAUUUUUUGUGGUCUCGAAUUCUCGUAAGAGUGCUAUACGUGCUACCUUUUCGGGAACUUCGGCUUCAUCUACAGUUAGACGACGUUAUCGUCAACAAAAGUUUCUUAAACAUGUUGGUAAUCAAAUUUAUGCAAUUAAACUUCAAGGUUAUCUGUUCUUCGGUACAAUUAGUGGUGUGGAAAAAGAAAUUCGUAGAAUAUUAACAUUUACUUUUUUCAGGAUUCAAAGGCUUUUACAAGUUAAAAAUGUUUAUCUAGCAUUUUGUGGUACAACUUAUAAUUCUGAAGUAGGAAAAGCUCUUAGAGCUAUUGGAAUGUGGAGAGAUGAACCAUAUAGCCCCAAUAACUUUUUAUUAAUUUACGAAAAUUUUAAUGAGGCACUUGAACAAUGUGAGAAUAUGUUGCUACAAGCGUAUUAUGAAAAUGCAUCUUAUCAAUUAAUUACAAAUCAAGAUUGUGAGUAA